Messenger RNA from Zerene cesonia (dogface butterfly), 642 nucleotides. RefSeq lists its product as uncharacterized. The coding region runs from base 104 to 436 and encodes 110 amino acids. The transcript is spliced from 4 exons. NCBI's taxonomy places the organism in Eukaryota, Metazoa, Arthropoda, Insecta, Lepidoptera, Pieridae. The record is from RefSeq and is a predicted model, not a curated record.
CAAACGCGUGGAACACGUAAAUAUACCUAUAUAAAACGGUUAAAGUGACCACAUCAGCCAGUUCUAUUGCACUAUCUGUGAAGCUUCGACGUUAGUUAGUACAAUGCACAGCCUCACGGUGUUCGUGUUUGCGCUCGUCGUGGCCAUGGCUCUCGCAGCCGGUCAAUACUACGUGCCUCGCUCGUACUACACAAUAGACGCGGAGGGUCACGUGUCCGCGCCGGUGCCGCUGCGCAGGCUCCGCCGCUCCCUGAACCCCUACCCGUACCAGUACGGCGGCUCCAGCGCCAGCGCCAACGCAAAUGCUGAAGCUAAUGCUUGGGGCGGUGGCGGCGCAAACGCCAAUGCUAACGCUAACGCACGCGCCAACGCAGGAGGCUGGGGCAUUCCCGGUGGUAGCUACGGAGCUGGCAAUCCCAACGCACUUAGGUACUAACUGAAAAGGAACACGUGACAUUGUACAAACUAACAUCUGGUGUCGGCUCAUUCAUCUUCUAUCUACUUCGAGAAUUUUCCAUCAGUUGCACAUCCCGCCGAAUGUCAACACGACGCCUGCGAAUCGAUCGUGUAACUGCCGGAAGAUAAUAUUAAAUAUUGUUCAAAUGUAAUUAAUGCUUAAUUUAAUAAAAACCAUUUAACUAC